AUGACGACGGCCUUUCGCGAUCUGAGCCUCAAGGACGAUCUCCGAUGCGUCAUAUUGACCGGCGAUAAAGGGUUCUGUACUGGCAUGCAUGUGAACGAACUUGCCAAUCUGGCCACCCCUGACCAAGCCAGGAGCCUGAUUCUGAAGGUCUGUGAAGCAGGCCAAGCUAUUCGCGAAACAGCCGUACCCACUAUAGCACAAAUCCAAGGACGUUGCUAUGGUGCUGGACUCGAGCUGGCCGCCUCGUGUGAUUUCCGCUAUGCUCUGGAGGGUACUCAUUUCGCCAUGCCAGAGGUUGUGCUUGGAAUACCGUCCGUCGUCCAGGCGAGACUCCUAGCAAACAUCAUUGGGUGGCAGAAAACAAGGCAACUUCUCUUGGUCGGCAACAACAUCGACACGGAUCUUGCUUCCACCUGGGGUCUUGUUGAUUCCGUCUGUCCCACAGCUGACAGCCUCCAUUUCAAUGUACUUGAGACGGCGCAGAGCAUUUGUGAUAAUGGCCCACUCGCCACGAAAUCUCAGAAACGCCUGAUCAAUUAUUGGGAAGAGAAUGAUCUUAAGUCGGGCAUCGAUGCUAGCGUGGAUGCCUUCGCGGAGGCUUUCGAGGGAGGAGCUGCCGAACCCAAGGAAUACACACAGAGAUUCUUCGCAAGGAAGCAAAAGGCUAAAAAGGAGCACGAAGCAAGACAGGCGACAAAGACCACGGACGGGACAGCAUGA
Molecule: messenger RNA, 720 nt
Organism: Cladophialophora carrionii CBS 160.54
Lineage: Eukaryota; Fungi; Ascomycota; Eurotiomycetes; Chaetothyriales; Herpotrichiellaceae
Exons: 2
Coding region: 1-720 (239 amino acids)
Biological process (GO): fatty acid beta-oxidation
Cellular component (GO): mitochondrion
Molecular function (GO): enoyl-CoA hydratase activity
Source: RefSeq, a predicted model, not a curated record